Acanthopagrus latus (yellowfin seabream) is the source of this 1933-nucleotide messenger RNA. RefSeq names its product craniofacial development protein 1 (gene cfdp1). Lineage: Eukaryota; Metazoa; Chordata; Actinopteri; Spariformes; Sparidae. Bases 290 to 1213 code for a protein of 307 amino acids. The transcript has 7 exons. The record is from RefSeq and is a predicted model, not a curated record.
GCCGUUGUCGACACAAACACGUCACAUGUUUUGUUGGUUUGCUGGAACGCUGUAGUGGGAGCUAAUUUCAUACUUCUCGCUCACUGAAAUUAGCUGCCGCAGAAUUUGAAAAGCAGUUUUGGAAGAAUUUGUUUCUUUGUUAGUGGAGUGGCAUUUAUUAACCUGUCAGGGUUACGUUUGUAAAGUUGUGAAGCAGUAAAUACACAUACUAACAGUAGGAAGCGUGUUGGCGCCUUCUAGUCGUCUUUCAUUUACUCCACUAAUAUCAUUCUGAAGCCUUUCCUCUAAAAUGAUGAACUACUCUGACUACGAUUCAGAUGGAUAUUCGUCGAAUGAAGAUGCUGACUACGUUCCAUCAGAUGAUAACCUCAGCGAGGAUGACAUCAAUGAGUGUGAAAAGGAAGACCCUCUACACAGAGAUGAUGAUGUUCCACAUCCUGAUUUUGUCAGCAAGAAGAAGAAGAAAACAGACAUUCGUAUGAGGAAAAGGAAGAAAGGAGUACUGAAAGUAGAAAAGGAAGAGAAGGAUGGAGGCGUAUCAGAGGAGCCAAAGCUGUCACAGGAAGAGGUGGAGAAACCCACUGAGGAAGGGCUGGAGGAUGAUGCAAGACAGAAGAAAAAAUCAGAUGACCUCUGGGCAAGUUUCCUGUCCGACGUCGGAACCCGACCCAAAGAAUGCACAGUGUCCUCACAGUCCAAAGUCCAGAGUACCACACAGAAGGGUGAUUCCUCAGUUUUGAAGGUUGCUCCUUUGAGCACAGCAACAGAAGCUUCAGAACCUCCUAAAGUUACCAUCACUAAAGUGUUUGACUUCGCUGGAGAAGAGGUUAGGGUUAAUAAAGUGGUAUCAGCAGACUCCAAAGAAGCCAAGACUUAUCUUAAGAGCCAGAACACCAAACAGGAGGACAAUGAAGACAAAGAAGAGAGCUUGUCAACCAGCCAAUCGCCUCUUCCUGGCCCCAGUGCAAAACGCCCUGCCAGCAUGAUGAGCAUCCUGAGUCGUAUUGGGGGAAAGAAACAGAAGAUGAGCACGCUAGAAAAGUCUAAGAUGGACUGGGAUGCUUUUAAAUCAGAGGAGGGCAUCACUGAGGAGCUUGCCAUCCACAACAGAGGCAGAGAGGGGUAUGUGGAGCGGAAGAACUUCUUGGAGCGCGUUGACCAUCGGCAGUUUGAGUUAGAAAAAGAAGUGCGGCUGAGCAACAUGAAACAAUGACAUACACUGAUGGCACAUAUGCGCACACACACAAACAAACAGAUCUUUAGACUUCCUAUAUCUUGCUGUCUCUCUCUAAUGAGUUAUUCCCUGGGAAAGUGAGUUCAGACUAGUGCUGUAACUUGAGCCUGUCAGGUUUUUGAAAUAAAUAGCUAAAUAAAGUACUGAUGAGUUGGACAGAGCUGCUGUCGAACACAGUCCUUCCUAAGUUUUUUUGAGUUUUUUUGUUCAGUUCUUUGAUUGCCUUUGAAUAAAAACUGUUCAGUAAUCUAGAAGUGCAGGUCUCGAUGGAGCUUUGUGAGGUUGCAUUUUACAAGGCUAUUCCGUUUUUUCAGGAUCAUUAAUAUAACCUUGUUUACCUACAUUUAGCACAUUCCUCCCAUCAGGUGAUACAGUGUCAUUAAUGUUACACCUAAUUACAAAUUUGAACUGUUUUGAUUUAUCUAUACAGAGCACAGUAAUGUCAGAGCCAUGGCUGGGCUGAGAUACUUUGAUGUAUUCAAAAACUUAAGUCAGAUGAACGAACGAUCAGUGAGUCACUCAGACUAUACUGAUGUACUCAACUAAACAACACCCCCCACUUCCGCACCCUCUCUGAUACUAGAGGAUGUAGAGGGGGGAUGGCAGGCUUGUGCUGGUGCUCUCAUUGGUCGACAGUAGUGGUGGGUAAUUAGGUACAGUAUUGUAUUUAAGUACAAAUAAAUGUUAAAUAAAUAAUGA